CACUAUAGCCCCCAACCCCAGCCUCUCUCCCAGUCCCAUCUCGUCUUCUCCGCUGCCACCGCCUCCUCCUCCACCACCACUGGUGACGGGACAAGAAACCGCAAGGAACCAAACGCCUUUCCGCUCCGCCGCUAACCGCCGCCCACUAGUACCAGUCGAGGGGUGUGUUUUGUCCUCUUCGCCAGGGCCUGUGAACCGGGGGGAUCGAUGGGCGCCGAGGCGGAGUGCGAUCGGAUCAGGGGCCCCUGGAGUCCCGAGGAGGACGACGCUCUGCGGCGGCUCGUGGAGCGGCACGGCGCGCGCAACUGGACGGCGAUCGGGCGCGAGAUCCCCGGCCGGUCGGGGAAGUCGUGCCGCCUGCGGUGGUGCAACCAGCUGUCGCCGCAGGUGGAGCGCCGGCCCUUCACGGCGGAGGAGGACGCCGCCAUCGUCCGCGCCCACGCGCGGCUCGGCAACCGCUGGGCGGCCAUCGCGCGCCUGCUCCCCGGCCGCACCGACAACGCCGUCAAGAACCACUGGAACUGCUCCCUCAAGCGCAAGCUCGCCGCCGCUGCCUCCGGCGCCGGCGCGGUCCCGGACGCCGCCGAGGUCGAGGCGAGGCCCUGCAAGCGCCUGAGCCUGUCGCCGGACAGCCCGUCGUCGGGCUCCGACCGCAGCGACCUCAGCCACGGCGCCGGGUCCGGCUCCGGUUCCGGGUCCGGGCAGGUCUACCGCCCCGUGCCGCGGUCCGGCGGGUUCGAGCCGGCGGACUGCGCGAUGAGCCGGCCCGCCGAGGACGACGAUCCGCUGACCUCCCUCUCCCUCUCGCUCCCCGGCACGGACCAGCGCUUCCACCACGACCGCGCCCACAGCCAGUUCCAGGAGCUCCCGGCGUCCCCGCCGCCGCCCUCGCCGUCCCCUCCCCCGCCACCGCCCGCUCCGUCCGCGUACCCGUUCAGCCCGGACUUCAUGGCGGCGAUGCAGGAGCUGAUCCGCGCUGAGGUGCAGCGGUACAUGGCGGGCGCGGGCGUCCGCGCCGGGUGCGGCCCCGCGGGCGGCGCCGAGCUCUGCAUGCCGCAGCUGGUGGAGGGCGUCAUGCGCGCCGCCGCGGAGCGCGUCGGCGCCGUCGGGCGGAUCCAGUAGGCCGGAUCGAUCGAUCGAUCAGUCUGGGAGGAACGCAAUCGCGUAGUAGCAAAGAAGAAACUGUCUCGGGUUUUUUAAUUUUAUUUUCCCGAACUGCUGUGGAAUCGAAACGGCAGCCAGGAACCGAGGAGAAAAAUGGGGGAGUGGGGUGAGAUGCAAGGCUGAGCAAAGCUCGAGCUGUAUGUAUGGGCAUGGCCGUACGGCGGCGCUGCCUCCUCUGUACAGGAAAGGAAGACGAAAUGGAUCGCCGCAAAUUCUGAACUCGCCA
Molecule: messenger RNA, 1390 nt
Organism: Panicum hallii
Lineage: Eukaryota; Viridiplantae; Streptophyta; Magnoliopsida; Poales; Poaceae
Product: transcription factor MYB77-like
Exons: 1
Coding region: 208-1122 (304 amino acids)
Biological process (GO): regulation of DNA-templated transcription
Cellular component (GO): nucleus
Molecular function (GO): DNA-binding transcription factor activity, RNA polymerase II-specific; RNA polymerase II cis-regulatory region sequence-specific DNA binding
Source: RefSeq, a predicted model, not a curated record